Sebastes umbrosus (honeycomb rockfish) is the source of this 8305-nucleotide messenger RNA. RefSeq lists its product as uncharacterized. Bases 561 to 7583 code for a protein of 2340 amino acids. NCBI's taxonomy places the organism in Eukaryota, Metazoa, Chordata, Actinopteri, Perciformes, Sebastidae. The record is from RefSeq and is a predicted model, not a curated record. The transcript has 10 exons. Gene Ontology annotation, molecular function: protein binding.
CGCACGUUUGCAUCAGGAGCACGCAGGGUGGAAGUGAAGUGGACGGUUCAGUCAGCAGCCUCCAAAGCAGCCAGACAGAGUAGUCGCUUACUAGCUGUUUUUAAAGCCUACAGGCUUCAGAGUAUAUCUGACACAUGGCGCAUUUCUAAAGUGCACCUAUGAUGUUGUACUCGUCAUAAAGUGGCUGUCAACAUUGCAGACCCAGCUGGUUAGCUGGACGGCUAGUAGUGAGAAUGAACAGUGUCGGACAAUCAGCUAACUAGUGUUACUCCGGCUGAUGCUCCUUUAGCUUAUCUCUGCUGUCACUGGCAUCACUCCGUGUUGCUGACGACAUGACAUGCCUGCGUAACUUUCUACCUGCCGGACGUUUCAUUGCUACGGUGUUUUCAUUAUGGACAGCGAACGCAGCAAUUGCAGGCCCCAGACUGGAGACAAUAGCAAGCUAACCUAGCUACCAGCUAGCAGGCUGUCGUGCUAAGCUAAGCUAAGCUUUGCUAAGAGCUGGUUGCGUGUCUGGAGGUCUGUGGAGCUGCACUGGAAAACGUCGAGGUGCCUGCUCCAUGGAUCAGGUGGAUGUGACAGACCAAAUCACAGCAGCUUGUAUUCAACAGUUGUUCCACAACCAGGACUUGACUGUGACUGACCAACUCUCGGCACUCCAGCAGCCCAUCAUGUCUUCACAAUCCAAGUGGGUGAGCAGCAGCAGCACUGACCUGAUCAUAACUGAGGAUGGGCUCAGUAAUGGCACCUGUGAAGUUGAGACAGUGGUAUUAUUACACUGUCCUAGUGAUAGUGGAGAUGUUACCGCUGAGGGUGACCACCUUGCUCUGAGCAAUGAUGGCAUGUCAGAGUUCUCUAACAGUGACCUCUCUCUGCCUGAGGUUUGCAUUUCCAGCAACAGCAAUAGCUUCGAGGAGGAUAUGAACUAUGAGGUCCAGCAAGCUUAUAGAAUAUUCACUGGCUUCCUCUUGGACAAGCACAAAGGCAUCACCAGCCCGUUCCUCCAUCCCAUCGGCCACCAGGAGGCCCAGCAUGGUAUCGGAGGUGUCCGGGGAAGGGGUCAGGCACAGCUCAGGCGGUCGAUGUGCUUGCGGAGGAUGGAGGAGAAGUUUAUCAACCAAGAGUAUGGGACCAUAACAGAGUUUGUUGCAGACUUCAGGCUGAUGCUGGAGAACUGUUAUCGCUGCCACGGGGUGGACCACUGGAUCUCCAAACAGGCUCAAAAGCUGGAAAUCAUGCUGGAGCAGAAGCUUACAUUGCUAUCCAGGACGCUGCGAGAGAAGACGACCUUGGCAGUGACUUCUAAAGGACGUUUUGGUGCAGAAGAGGAACGCAGUUCAGGGGGCACCUCUACAAGGAGGAGGCUGGCACCUCGUAGCCUGGCUACCAUCACUGUCGGUGGGCAUGAGUCUAUCAUGGUCCAGGCCCUACGGCUCGAAGAACAGCAGAGGGUCAAGGAGGAGAAGAGGCAACGUGAGCUUGAGAAGAAAGAGGCAGAGGAAACGUCAGCCAAAGAGGUGGAAGAGUGGGAGCAGACUUUGCUGUCACAGGCUUCCCCUCACACUGUGGACACACUUUGGGAACUCCCUGCUAUAGGGCACUUUCUCUGUCUGGCUCAGUCUGCCCUUAACCUUCCAGAGAUUGUGUUUUUUGAUCUGGAGCGUUGUUUGCUGAUGCCCCGCUGCAGCCUCCUACUGUCCAAAAUUAUGUCUUCCCUACUGUCCCCACCCCAGCAGAGGGCCACUCUGCACCGCCGGCCUGCCCUGCCUUACCACCGCUGGGAGUCAGAACUCAGGCAGCGGGUCAUGGGCUGGUAUCGAGCUGUUGGUGCCUCCCAUGAUCAGCCAGCUCGGGCUGAGCAGCUGGGACUCUGCCACCAGUUUUUCAGCACUCUCGGGGAGGUGAGUCCUUUGGAGGAGAAACCCUUUCACUUGCUGCCACUCUACCAGCGAGUAUGGCUUCUGAAGGCGCUGUGUGACCAUGUGUAUGAGACACAGAAAUAUGUGCAGGGUGCUCUCCUGGCCCAGCCCAUUCAUGAAUGUAGGGAGUCUAUUUUGGGCUACGACAGCAAGGAGAAUGCCUAUAUACAUUUCCCACAUUUCUGUGGGGCAGACCUGAGAAUCUACCGCCAGAGCCCCAGCACACCCCCCGCUUUUCCUUUCCCUUCUGUGUGGGUCAAAAAGGUUGAUGUAGAGCCAGAGACAGAGGGUGAAGAGUCGGAUGGAAUGAAGGAAGAGGGGGUUACAAGUGACAGGGGGUGUUAUGGAGGCUCAAUGGACACAGGAGAGUCUGAUGAUUUUGGAAAGGGGAGAGCACUUGGGGUUUUCAAAGGGGAAAACAGGGAUGGAGAUGGAGAUAAAAAGUGUAAAUUGUGGUCACUGAAGAAGGAGGUUUCUGAAUCGGGGUCCUCUGAUGGAGACUCCUGUGAAGACUCUAAAUUGGACUUAAAAAUACACACUAACUCCUUUUACUUUUCACACACUAGUCCUAUUGGAGGGCGUGGUGUGGGAAUGAAUUUGAAGGAAGAAACUCUAGAGUUGGAGCAUCAAUCCAAGCGACUCAGAUUAAAACAGGAGCCGGGCUUCCCAUUGGGCUCAAUGCGCACCAUUAAAGCAGAGACACAGGAGCCCUGUCUGAGUGUAGGGGAGCACAGCUACACAGGCAGGUCACCUGCUCGCUCACCCCCAACCAAACCAAUGAAAAUGGAGGGAGGAAGUCCCAGUCGGGGACACCAAAUGCCUUCCUGUUUGGAUUGUUGCAAAAGCAAAACUAGUAAUGUUAAAUCUGAGGACUAUGACUGCGGCUGUGGUACAUCAGGGCUGGUGUCUUCUGAGAGUUCUCAAAACUCAAGUGAAGAGAGGGUGAAUGACAAAAUCUGGACAAAAAGAAAAAAGCGGAAGAAAAGGCGAGGGAGGGAACAGCUGCCAAGAGUGAAAGGAGAGCACAAGCAGCUGCAGCACGUGGACCGGAUGAGGCUGUACCCAGCUGAGACUACCAAGUCUGCAGUGCGCAGAGUUGCCCCAACGAUCAAAAGAAAAGACAAGAAGAAGAAACAUAAAACAGGAAAAAAGCUUGAAUCGUCAAAGAAAAUGAAAGAUGAACCUCCAGUUGAGCCAUCAUUUAAGUUGGUAUGCACCAGUCUUGAGGGGUUGCGAGAGCUCAUCGGUAAGACAGAAGAUGAGCUUGAUGACCUGGAGAGCACCAAAGAGAGAUUGGGUCGGUGGUAUUAUAGGAGAGAAGCAGUGAAAGACCUCCACAGCACUCUGAUCAGACUACUGAACGAGCUCUCGCCCUGGGAACCCAAACUGGUUAAGGCCUACCAAAGGAACAGGCUUCGUUUGAAGAAGGAAUUUGAUGAUUUCAAGAAGCACCCAGAAUACAAUAACUUUGUGCGUGAGGAGAGUAUUUCAUCAUCAUCAUCAGAUGAUGAGGAUGAAGAUGAUGAUGAAGAAGAGAGGGGUUUGGAGAAGGAGGUGUUUUCAAUCUCAGAUCAUUAUAGAAGAUCGGAGGAUGAAGAUGAUGAUGAAGAAGCGAGUGGUUUGGGGAAGGAGGUGUUUUCACUCUCAGAUCAUUAUAGAAGAUCAGAAGAUGAGGACCUGGUUCCCAGAGGUCUUUGGAGUGGAGCAAACAUCACGGAGUUUGUGGGUGAAUCUGCUGCAGAAAGAAUGGUGACCUACAAACCUACCAACCACCUAAAACACCCUCUGGCCAGCACAGAAACACACGUCAAUCUGUCGCCCAGAAGUCAGGCUGGCAGCAGUAACAUUAUUUCGACCCCUGACUCUGGGCCACAGUCUAGAUCUGAACUGAGACCAUCAAAUCAAUCCAGGGAUUCAAACUCAGCAUGGGCAGCACUUUCACCCAGAACCCCCAUCAUCCAUCCCACCACUGGACUACCUAAGGGCUACACGCCCAUCCCCACCCUGCUGGCUAAGAGUGUGGGAAACAAAGUGACCUUAAUGAAACGGCCUGAUGAUUUUACAGGGAUCAACGUCGUAGACAGACAGAGCAAAGGGUCUUUGGUCUCCCUGCCUACCUCUGCAGUGACUACCACAACACUUACAAAAGCACAAAGUUCUCCAUCCAGCUCCCAGCAGAACUUGCAACAAAAUCAGGCACAAGGACUACAACAGACUGAAGUAGUAAGACAGCCAGGAAUGGCUACAGUGACGGCAGCUCUUCCUAAAUCCCCACAGGCGAAACCAACCCAGACUGUACAAACAAAUCCUGUCCAAGUGGUGUACAAAGUACCUGAGAGGCUGGGUCACCUGGUGAGGAAAGACAGCAGCAGCCCAGUCAAGAUCUCUGUUCAUCCCGUCGUGGACCAGAACACUGGGGAGAAGAUCAUGCAGCAGUUGGUGAUUCUGCCUUCUAACCUUCUCAUUCACAAAACUGAAGAAAAGGUGUCUUCAUUACAUCAACAACAGUCUAAGGGCAUUCAGGUCCCAGUUUCUAAAGUGGCCAGCCCCUUCUGUAUGUCCACCAAUGUGCCUGGGUUCGCUAUUCCCGAAAACAGAAUCCCUGUUCAGCAAGUGGCUCCCUUACGAGACGCCAGGACACCUUCUCCUUCUGUUUCCCCUCGUCUGCAAAGGGGGGCCCUAAACACAGCAGGACACAAGGGGGCACAAGUCUGCAGCCCCCAAGGUGUCACUCCAAACCCCUCACCCAUCACGACUCCUUCUAGUGCAGUUUCUACUGAGUCUAUUAAAUCUGCAGACCCUAAACAGGAGCUCAAGACGGUGUGUAUCCGCGACUCGCAGUCCAUCCUGGUAACAACUAGAGGAGGCAACACGGGCAUCGUCAGAGUCCAGACAUCCUCAGACCAGAAUGCGCUUGGUUCUUUGUCCACCAGUCCAGUCAUCACCAUCUCACCUCAGUUUAAAGCCUUCCUCAUCUCCAAGACGGCACAGACUCUCUCUUCUUCUGCUCCCUCUCAGACUUCCCAUUGCUCCAUCCCAGCAGUGACAAGUAUCUCAGUGGCCCAACCUCAGAAGCAGGUUCCUUCAGUAUUAAAGUCCCCUUCCACUCUCACAACGCCCAUGUUCUCUGCAGUCACUGGUAGCAUUCCCGUUACAGGCCCAGGAAGCCAGUCCGCAGGCACUACUGUUGCUAUAAGUCAAGGCUCCAACACCUCUGCUGUUUCUACGAAGAUUGGCCAGCUAGCGCAGACGCCUGUUGGCGGUUCUCAUUUUCAAGCUUCAUUAGUAAAAAACACUGUUGUCGUCCCAUCACUGAGUAGCUCUGGUGUUCCCCAAGUUCUCACGCAAGCGGAGUUCAUCAGCAAGACCGGUGUGAAGCGAGCCAGUACAGAUGAGAGAUCCCAAGUUACUAAAUUCAUCCUAGUUACUCCCUCUUCUUCCUCCGCCUCAACUGUAGCCUUAUCUAAAGGUACGCCCUCCUACACAAAAUCCCUUCCUUGCUCCAGAGUCAUGUUCAUCAGCCAGCCCACAGCGACAUCAACCACCACCUCUGUGGGAAGCAUCCCAAAGCAGGCGAUAGCAACGGGGGCUAGUGGACAACUGCUGACCACUUCAUUAUCAAGUCAGACUCUAAAGAUGGGAUUGAGCCCAGGCCAACCUGUUGUCAACUCAGAAGCAUUGUCCAAGCUCAAGAACAUCACUCUGCCCUCAGGUGUUCAGAUCCAGUUGUCAGGCAAGACAACAACCAUUGGACAGACCAUAGGUGCCCUGUCGCGUUCUCCUUCCAAGAGCACACCAGUGUCUGUCUCAGAUACAGGCCGUCCGACAGCCACCACCGCUGGACUGGUCCCGCUUACAAGUUCAAAUACCAUCACAAGCUGUUCCGCCCGGCUUGCCUCUCACGCUUCUCCGACCGCCAGCUCUCCGCUCAAGGGUGUCCCUUCCUUCGCCAUGAUCUCCCAACCAGGCUCUUCCUCAUCCACUGCUGCCACUCUGCCUGCAGGAAACGUCACCAAGAAGGACCUUGGUAUGUCUGCAGGUAUGCUGUUCGGCAACUCUCCUGCUCAGGUAACUACUACUGUGCAGAGUAGCCCAGCCCAAACCUCCACACCCACUCUUAUCCGUCAGCCUUCAAAUAUCCAAAGUGGCAUUGGUGAGGAAACCACUUCCUUCUUACCUUCCUCUCAACUUGCUCUCAAUAAACCCAUCUCCUCUGCAACAACCACGCCAUUCACCACCUCUGCUACUGGCACAAUCCAGCAGAGGAUAGUCAUCAACACCUCCACACCCCUUGCUGCUGGCACGCAGAUCCUCCUUAACAAUGCACGUUUUGUAGUCCCUCCCCAGGGUUUGGGUCCAGGCAGCCACGUCCUUAUCAUCUCUAGCCCUGCACCACAACAAGUGCCUACUGCCAGUGCUACCAGCGCUGGAGCAUCAGUACCCCCCCAAGGGGGAAGUCAUGACACUGUAGCCCCUCGAGCACCAGUUUUACCCCAAUCCCCAGCCAGGUUUCCGGGUGUGCCAGGCGUAAAUUCUCCUUUUGUAGCAUGCACACCUGCUGUUGGUCCAUCAUUGCAAGCAACUACUCCAAAUGUCACGCCAGUCCGACUAACAGGACCGCCUGGUUUUGGCUCAGCGUGGUUACCCAGUAAAACAAAUGUAGUGUCUGCUCUGCCUAGGUUCCCGGCUGCGCAGGCUGGUAACUUUGCAUCACCACCUGUAGGUACGCCCACUCUGGUCUCAUCGCCGCCGAGGUUAGGCAGCGUUUCCCCAGUGGCAACCAGUGCCCCUGCUCUCGGCUCAGCACUGACUACAAUCAGGUUAGCUGCUGGUACACCCACUCCAGCUGAAUGUUCAUCCACCAUUUCGCCUGCAGUACCACCCCCCUUGUCCAGAUUGUCAGCACCUUUAUCAUCCUUGCCUGUUUUAUCCAGCCCAUCAGCUGUUGCCCCGCCCAGCCCCGUCAUACCACCCUUCUCCUCAGCUGCAGCUCCUGUGGUAGCAGGCACACCGGCUUUGCAUUCUUCUCUUCCUGUCCAGCAGGUGGUUUCAGCGACAACCCCAGGCCCAGGCAUACAGCCCCUGCAGACCGCAGUUGGAAUUGCAGCACUCUCCACUGCUCCAUCACAGGCUUUAGUGCACACGGGACUCGGCAACACAUCUAGACCUGCGGUCAUGCAACCAGUGCUCGCUGGCGCACGGACACAGGUAUUGCCAACAGUGGCUGUCCCGCCAACUGUAAGCGCAGUGUCUAGGAUGCUGCCCAUUGCUACAGUCCCGCCAAUCGGAAGCACCGUCAACACCUUCGAAACGGCACCCGUGGUCACGGCGCUUUCAUCCGGCAGCAGUGUAAUAAUUACUCCAGCUCAACCAAUCACAUCACUGAAGACAAACAUCCACCCAUCUGUCGAUCUGACCAAUCAAGCACUUGGAAAGCACUCUCUGCAGCCCUCACCCUUAGGUUCGCAUACCAACGUAGCAUCCAAGCUACUCAUUAGUCCCGAUGGAGCUGUUUUGAACAUAGUUCAGUGCCAGGUCAAUCCAGCUGAGCCAACUGCCUGCCCAAAACCACUGGAUGCACUAGCGGUUUCCCCCAACAGUUCCUCUGGAGCACUACACACACAUGAUUCCUCUUUACAGCCCUCACAGGCAGACAGAAAGUGAACCAAUUAACUGAGACUGUGUCAGCUAUGUGAGGACUCCAUGUUUCAGCUGCUUAGUUUUGCCUGGGCUCAUAUCCAUUGCUUGUAGUAAUCCUGGGGUUAGUUUAAAAAACUGCUUUCCAGCUGUACUUACAUUUAGGAUACAGUAGGUUAUAAUCUCUGGUUAGAUCAUCUUAUAGGUAAACUAUAUGCUCAAUCAGACAUACUGGAAAUGUAUACUGUGAUGUUUUUUUUUUUCAAGCGGAAACUGGUGAGGUUGCCCUCAGAUGAAUGUUAUAGACUCUUCGACUUUACUUUUUUACUUUAUGGCCAGUAAUGACACCUGUAAUAAGAAACCAGUAGAAUGGGAGGGUAGAUUGAAUGAAUUUCAACUCAAGCUUUUGUAAUAAUACUUUUCAGUGCCAUUAGAUACUGCUUCAAGAAGUAAUAAUUGGUACAGCUUUCUCUACUUUGUCAGUUUGAACAAUACAACUGUCUGUAUCCAGAUUCUGUCACGUCAUCCUUUUUUCCAACUAGUAACUGUUUGAAAACUACAUUUUACUUUUUAGGUAUAUAAAUAAACUAAUAGAUGAAUUUGUACUACAUGUUUGAGCCCAUAUAAAAUGUUUUGAAGUCACAUUUAUUUAUUUUUACCAUAUAGAUUUUUCAAAAAAAUAUUUACUAGGUACAUUUUCAUUGAACAAAUGUGGACGUUACUGCAUGGGAAUAAACAAUGCGACUGUC